Oryzias melastigma (Indian medaka) is the source of this 2411-nucleotide messenger RNA. It is a transcript of the gene ccsapb, whose product is annotated as centriole, cilia and spindle-associated protein b. The transcript has 5 exons. Gene Ontology annotation, molecular function: microtubule binding. Gene Ontology annotation, biological process: regulation of mitotic spindle assembly. The record is from RefSeq and is a predicted model, not a curated record. Bases 340 to 1284 code for a protein of 314 amino acids. Gene Ontology annotation, cellular component: spindle; centriole; ciliary transition zone. NCBI's taxonomy places the organism in Eukaryota, Metazoa, Chordata, Actinopteri, Beloniformes, Adrianichthyidae.
CAAACCGUUCCUGGGAGACAGAGAGCAGCCCUGCCCUUAUAUGCUUAUGAGCUCACCGGUUGUCCGGCUGUGGAUUUGGGUCUAAUAAUGCAUACCUAUUGAUGCACAAUUUAAAUAUAUCACAGGUGUCUUAUUAUGUGAGUGGCUCGGAGGCUUUAUAUGAACAUUUUUGAACAGCGACAAGUCCUGAGAGAGUAAAUCGGGCCCCGCUUUUUACCUUAAAAGAAAGAAACUGUUAGCGUCCAGAAGACACGGAGCGCAUUCCCCACGCGCCAGCCUCGCGACACCUGUUGCGGGUGUGUUUAGCUUUUUAAAAGCGUCCUAGGGGGCGGGGCUAAGAUGACAGACGCAGCUCGCCUGCAGCUCCACCGACGCCAUCUGUCCUGCGCUUCCGUGAAAUCCGAGGCCAGCUUUCCUUUUAAGAUGGUGACAAAGAGGAUCCGCUCCGAGUACAUGAAGAAAUUCAAGGAUCCGAAAUGGGAGACCUACACCAAAUGCUACGAGGAGAUGCUGAAGUACAGACUGACACGCAGGCUGCUGGAGUACACACACAAACCCUGGUUCUGGAGCGGUUCUGACAGUGAUUCAGACUCAGGAGACAGGAGCCCACCUCCCUGCAAGAACCAGGUAGGGGUUGAAUCCAGCAGACAAAAGAGAGAAACGGAGGAGUGUCAGGAGGUGAGGAAGACCAGACAAGAGGAGCAGCAGACCAGAAGCACAGGUCCUCCACCGAGAAUCCCCAUUGGAGAUGAUGAGGAAGAGGAUGCUCCACAAUCUGUUCAUGGCUCACAGCAUGACAGCACCAGGGAGACGAGACUCUUGCAAGUAGAGGAAGAGGAGCAGAAAGCCAAAGGAAACAAACAGUCAACAGCAGUUCCCAGAGAUCCAGAGAGAGUCAGAGAGUUUACGCAACCACAACUGAGAAAAUCCUCCAAAUCGACAAAAAGAGCACAGAAGGUGAGGCCCGCUCCACCAAGGCAGCCCGGAAAGGAUGCAAAGGAAAGCAGGCAUCCAUUCGCUCUAUACGGCUCAGGGGAGAGGAGUGCUGACGUGGCAGGCAGAAGGACGCACAACGUCGGCCCUGCGGCAUCCACGACUGAGAUCCAUGAAUCAGCUCUACGUGCGAGGACCAGGAGGGAGGUGGAGCGACAGAUGCAGAUCCAGCGAAGUGAGAAGAGGAGAGCAAAGUCUGCGGAUGUGGAAAAGGCCAGAAGACUCGUUGAACCAGAGUUCAACCCUUGGCUUAGCGAGUACAUGCGCUGUUUUUCUGCUCGCUCUCGAUAGGAGGACUAUUGGUGAAUACACAAAAUAUAAAGCUAAGUCUCUUUUGGGGUCUACACACCUGUGGAACCACAACAGACUCAUGCCAAAAAAACAUGUUUAGUCACAGAAGCAUUCAGUUUGCAAACUUUUUACACUGAAAUUAUAUCUGUGGCUUUUAGAUCAUAGUUUGAAUGUUCUACUUUUAUAGAUUUUAAAGUGAGAAAGAUGUUACAAAAAAGAAAACAUUCUCAAACCUUGAAACAAAUAAAUGAAGGAUAGGAAAUUCUGUCCUAAAUUCAUCUAAAAGCCAUAGUUUGAUGCAACCUUUCUUCAUAAACUCAACAUCACUCACCCAUCGUUUAGAAGUGUGAUAAAACCAAAUUUAUAGUUACGGUUAAUUAUGUUUUAAUAGUUGCUGUUUUGUUUUCUAAAUCAUUUCCAAAAUUAGAAAAUAAAACUGACCUUUCUCGAGACUAAAUUCAGCUGCUCUUGACAGAAAACUUUUAACUGUAUUUUUUUAUGUAACUGUUAAUAAGUAUUUUACACAAGUUUACUAAAUGCAUCUACUGUAUUUUACCUAGGAAUAGUCACAUAAUGAAGUGUGUCCCUUUAAGAAAAAAGAAAUCCUGAUCUUGUGUGCCAUACAAUUUAAAAUUGAUUUUUUUUUUUCAUCACAUUUUUUUACUUCUCAUAUGACGGUUGUAAAUAUCAACUCUCAACCAAACCAGGGUGCACCCUUCUGCAACUGUGAGCCUGAAAACAAGAGAGGAACUGAAAUGGAUAGUUAAAAUGAAAAAGAUGUUGAAGACAUUUAUCAUUCCAGCACGGAUUUAAAUUUUGUAAAUAAAUUUUCAUGGAUUUUUAGUGUUGUGCAAUAUUUCACAGUAACUAAAUACCAGUGGCUUUUUAAUAUUUAAACUUUUAAAGCAAUUCAAGAGGAAAUAGAAAAUAGCUUGUGUGCAAACAUACCAAAAUUGAAAAACUAAGCACCUCUGAAUAUAUAUAUUUUUUUUCACAUCAACAUAUUUGUUUCAUGUGAUUGUGCUUAUUAAUUCUGUUUCUUCAAACAGGAUUCUUUUGAUAAAUUAUUUCCGAUGGCUUCAUGUCCGUUUUGUCCUCAGCAACAAAAUAAAACGAACAAAAAUCUG